AUAGUGCUAACGUAUCAUCAAUACGGUGAAAUCCAAACAUUUAUCUCUCUAUACAUUCACAACGGUCAAAUUUCAUUAUGCAGAAAUGAAGAGAAAAGGAGCAAGAUCUAAGGCCGUCGCUAAUUCCUCUGUCGCACAACAACAAGAACAUGUUCAAGUUGAACUUCAACGCGACAACAAUAACGAAAACGAAGGUGAUGAAGGAGGAGGAUUCUUCGCUUGCUACCUCUUGACCUCUCUCAGCCCCCGUUUCAAAGGCCACACUUACAUAGGAUUUACUGUGAACCCGCGGCGCCGGAUCAGGCAACACAAUGGUGAAAUUGGGAGUGGAGCUUGGAGAACAAAGAGCAAGCGUCCCUGGGAGAUGGUUUUGUGUAUAUAUGGCUUCCCAACAAACGUGUCUGCACUUCAGUUUGAAUGGGCUUGGCAACACCCUAUUGAAUCAUUGGCCGUAAGAAAAGCAGCUGUUGGUUUUAAAUCCCUCUCAGGAGUUGCCAAUAAGAUCAAACUUGCAUACACAAUGCUUACCCUUCCUUCCUGGGAGAGCAUGGAUAUGACAGUGAACUUCUUCUCAACAAAAUAUAUGAAACAUUGCGCUGGUUGCCCGGACUUGCCACAGCACAUGACAGUUGAGAUUGGUUCGAUGGAUGAACUUCCAUGUUAUACUGAAAGAGUUGACGGUAUGUUAGAGAAUGAAGAUGAUGAUAACAAUGAAUUGGAAUUUGGUGAUAAUAAUGCUAGCACAAGCAAUUCUGUUCCAGAUGCAUGUGAUGAUUCUGUAACUGCUGAUUCGCCAAAAAAUCCGAGUCAUGGGGAAAACAUAAGUGAACCAUUUGGGUGGAACAAAGAAUCUGAAGCGACAGAACCACCAAGUCAUAUGUUUACUCCAUUUGAAUGUAACGAAGAAUCUGAAGCAACAGAACUCUCAGGUCAUUCGUUUACUCCAUUUGAGUGGAACAAAGAAUCUGAAGUGACAGAACUCCCAGGUCAUUCCUUCACUCCACGCGAGCAUAGUGAACCAUUUGAUUCAAUCUUAUCGCGGAAGGGGAAAGCAUCAUCAGUGAUCGAAAAAACAGAUUUCAUAAGCUCAACGAUAAAGAGUAAUGCUGAGUCAAGUAAAACAGAUUCUGAACAAACAGGUGCCAGUGACGUUCGAGGUGCAUUCUUUGUGCCCCAUCAAGCUGAUAUAAUUGAUUUGUCUACGCCUUCUCCAAGCUGUAGAAACGAUAUAGAAAUGAAGAAGAGAAGAGUUUCCUCCACAGUUAGUUCGGAGUUUAUCGACCUAACAAAGUCCCCUAACUUCAUCCAACUGUAAGGAUUUCUCACACAUUAAUGUGUAUCAGUUUGGAGAUGUCAAUUCUUUAAAUAGAUCUCUGUAUCUCGAGAUCAAGCUGCCGCGGGAUUGGGAUAUUUGAGUUCACCCAACAAAUCAGGAGUGUGAUACAUACCUUAUUGUCAUUCUCUGAUGGCAUAUAGUAUUGAAUGUUAAAGAGUGAUGAAUAAACAGAACCUGAACAAAUAAGUCGUUGUUUCUUUCUGCAAGGUUGAACAAACAGGUUAAUGUUUCUCUCAGCAAGGUUGUUCUUCCUCGUAUAUGUUUUGUUUAUGCUAAGAACAUAAUGCGUCUUUUUCAUUAUAGUCUAUAAAAUUGGACUAAAAAAUUAUUCAGUA
Messenger RNA from Lathyrus oleraceus (garden pea), 1671 nucleotides. RefSeq lists its product as uncharacterized. The record is from RefSeq and is a predicted model, not a curated record. Gene Ontology annotation, cellular component: Slx1-Slx4 complex. NCBI's taxonomy places the organism in Eukaryota, Viridiplantae, Streptophyta, Magnoliopsida, Fabales, Fabaceae. The transcript has 4 exons. Gene Ontology annotation, molecular function: crossover junction DNA endonuclease activity; 5'-flap endonuclease activity. Bases 86 to 1315 code for a protein of 409 amino acids. Gene Ontology annotation, biological process: double-strand break repair via homologous recombination.